GCUGACACUUGCAACACAUGUAGUCAACACAGUCUAGUCCAUCAGAAAUUGGUUGUGUUGUGAUGACAGUUAAGCAAAGACCUGCGGAUGAAGAUAAUUCGUACUUAUUCAGUCGGAAAGGAGUUCUAUCAACAUGUUAGGAAACUUAUUUGAAGAAGAGAAGGGUGCCUUUGAAAGUCUUGAGACAACUCCUUUCAGUUCUGAGAAAGGCGGGGCACCCAGAACACCCCGAUCUCAAUGUAACCUCGCCGGGAUCGCCAAUCAGGGCGCGACAUGCUAUCUGAACUCGCUGCUACAAACUCUACUUUUAACACCAGAAUUCAGAGAAUCCCUGUUUCAACUGAGAGAAACAGAUCUUGGAUGUUUGGAGGACAAGGAUAAACCUGGCGCCAAGGUUCGAGUGAUUCCGCUGCAGCUUCAACGCCUGUUUGCCCGUCUGCUGCUCCUUGACCAGCAGAGUGUGUCCACGGCCGACCUCACGGAGUCCUUCGGAUGGACUAACAACGAGCAAUUCCAGCAGCAUGACGUGCAGGAGCUCAACAGGAUCCUGUUCAGCGCCAUUGAAGACUCCCUGGUGGGGACGUCCGGGCAGAGUCUCAUACAGAGGCUUUACCAUGGAAACAUCGUCAAUCAGAUCAUCUGCCAGGAGUGUGGGAAGAUCAGUGAGAGGAGGGAGGACUUCCUGGAUCUGACGCUGUCUGUGAGUGGCAUGGACAGCCUGGAGACAGCACUCGACUGCUCCUACUGCAACAUGGAGGUCAUGGACGGCAAGAACCAGUACCGCUGUGACCGAUGCCAGAAACUAGUUGAUGCUAAAAAGGGUGCCAAGAUUCGCAACCUCCCUCAGGUCCUGACCAUCUCCCUGCUGAGGUUCAGCUACGACUUUCAGAAGAUGCAGAGAUACAAAGAAACAGGGAAGUUCACUUUCCCCAUGGAGCUGAACAUGAAACCCUACGUGGAGAAGACGUCCGAAUCUGAUGAUGAUCUUCAGUAUGAGUUGUUUUCUGUGGUGAUACAUCGAGGCGGAGCAUAUGGGGGCCACUACCACGCCUACAUCCGAGACAUCGACAACCUGGGACACUGGGUGCAUCCUGGUAAGGUGGAUGUGGAGAUUGUCAGCAAGCGCAAAACAGGAGCUGUAGAGUUGAUCAAAACCAACUCCCCUGCCGAGCUCAUUGAGAUUAUCCUGCAGAAACAUCCUAACCAGGCCAUGCCAGUGGACCAACUGGGAUCUGAAAUCAGCAAGCAGACAGGCGUCACGUGGAACAAGCGUUUCAAGAAGAACAAUGGGACUCUCACCAAGUACCUGAGCAAGCGUAAGGGCCAAAUCGUGUACAACCCCGACACUAGAUGGGUGAUGUUGGCGGGCAGCGAGCCUCCACCGACAGACAGUCCGACUACAGGGACAGACUCAAGUAGUGUGUCUUUAUUCCCAGACACUGGUAGUGUGUCUUCAGUCACAGACACUGGUAGUGCAUCUUCAGUCACAGAGGAGGCAGCGGGGACAGAUCCUGCUGUAGCAGACGUCAGUGGCGGCCAUGACACCACCGGUGUCCUAUCUGGGGACAAGGAAAACAGGAAUCCUCACAAACCGACAAGCCCAGAGUCUGCACCAGUGGGAUAUCGGUGGUUCAACUUCGACGAUUCCCGAGUCUCCCCCAUCACAGUGAAGGAGAUCGAAAACCACUUCUCAGGGAGGGAGAGUGCAUACAUGUUGUUCUAUCGGAGAAAACAGAAAGCCAGGACACAGGAGGCAGAUGGAAAUCCUGGGUACCAGAUUCCAGACAACAUCCUGGCAGACAUCCUGCUGGAGAAUGAUAACUUGGCAAAAGACAGACAAGAGUACGACGUGAAGGUCAACACAAUCACCGUCCAGCUCCACUUCGAGCCUCACUAUCACUACAAGGAAGGGGCGCUCAAGCUGUCUCACCCCAGUGGGAAGUUUUCAGAACUCACCAUCGACAGACGGAAAUCUGUGGCAGACUUGUUGGUGUCUGUUAGAGAGGUGGGUGGGAAUCUGGUUCCUGACAAGUUGACUCUGCACAGAAUGCUUGAUUUACCUGCUGGGUUUCACCUGUAUGAUUGUGUCUCGGAUGAGCCUGAGAAGCUGAUUUCAUCUUUGAACAUCGACAACAACGCCAAGCUGUUCGUGUGGGACGGGGAACUGGUGGGAGGGGGGUCCAUCCCUACUGGUCCGGAAUGUGAGCCCAUCUAUCUGACUAUCGUCUACGGCAACCCAUCCCAGUUUAGCUGCGGCUUUUCCAAAGACAUCUCGUUUGCUGCCUUUAAAUCGUCAGUCUGUGCCUUAACCGGAAUACAAGAGUCAGAUCUGACUCUAAAGAAGAUCGUGGGAUCUGACCUGUCGCCUGCCUUUCUGUCCUUGAAUGACGAGGAUGUUUCCUUGCCCUUGGCUGUUCUGAGUUUCCAGGAUGGAGACCAUAUUGUUGCUGAAGACAAGACGAAACAAAAUGACGCCGUGGCCCCCGCAGCUGUGAGCAGGGGAAACCAGUUUACUGUGGUUGUGGAAAACAGAUGUGUGCAGACUCAGUGUCGUUGGACAAGACAAAUAGAAGUCACAAAGGACAUGACACUCAGUGAGCUGAAGGCUUUGACAGUUUCCAGUUUCAGUGAAGACGGCCUCCUGGAUGGGGGCCGUCUCCGUGUGGACCAUCCAACGAUUGGGCUGCGACCUCCACUUCAUGAAGAGCAGACAGUGUAUGAAGCUGGGUUGCUAGGCGACGUCUGCCUGGUGCUGGAGCCUGGUAAAGCACCAGACACAAAUCAGAUAACCUUGACCUUUACGCCCUAUGACCCCAAAAAUGACCUCCAUGAUAUUGAACUCACUGUGGAGAAGGCAGACACAGUGGGAGGCUGCUUAAAGAACAUGGUGGAACGAGCAGGCUUCGCAGGGGAUGACUGGCACCUGAGGAAGACCAACUGGUGCGGGGAGAUGGCGGAGGUGUUGGAUGACCUUGACCUUACUCUCGAUAAAAGUCUUGUCAGUGAUGGAGAUCAUUUACUUCUUCUGCCUGGGAGACUUCCACCAAAGGGUUACCUACGUUUGCCGAUACACCUGUACCCAACUCCCACGAACCCUCGCCACGCUUGCGACCAGCCUGGAAUGCUGGCCUGGAUCUCUGCUGGAAUACAAGGCCUCCUGUCUCCGUCUGCCAGUACAACAUCAGCCAACACCCUCCAGGUCGGCGAGGUCGAGAUAUCCAAGGAUGCGACCCUGGAGGACCUGAAGCUUCAGCUCAUGACCUUGCCCGUCCUGACCGACAUGCCCGUGCCAACAUUCGAGUUCCUCCGAGUGAGACUUGUUACUGAUCACCGCCCCGGGCAGGUGUUACGAGAUCUCACCCAGACACUGAGGCGACUUAAAGUGACAUCCGCGAGCAGUAUUGCCGUCCAGAUUGUUCCUCACGAGGAGAACCUAGGCUCAAACGAGAUCGUUCUCAAUAUCAAACAGAGGCUCCCUGGAACGCAGACGUACGACGUAGAGCAAGAGUUCAUCUGGGACGUCUCACACGGCGUCUCCCCCCUCGACUUCAAGCAGGCCGUGGCUGACUUUCUGGCACUUCCUGUCGAGCAAAUUAUCAUUGCCAAACACAUCUCUCGACAGUUCAAGUGGCUGGUUGUCCAAGAACAGAAGCCAACCAAUCAGAAGGGCAAGAAGAAGAGAGGCGGGGCCAACAAGAGCAGUAUGCGUCAGACUCCCUACCAUAUACAGGAUGGAGAUGUGUUCGGCGUCAAGACGCUGCAGGGAGACCCUGACAACAUGGACGACUUCAGCACAGAGGAGGAUCUCUUAGGUCGAGAGGAAAUUCAGCGGGCUGCUGACGAAAAGAAAAAGAUGAGAGAAGAGAGAAAGAAAGCGUAUGGAGAUGGACCAGCUGCCCGGCGACCAGAAGUUGCUUUGACCAUUAAAGUUGACUCCUUCACGUAGCACAAAGUCAAGUUGUGGAAUAACUGGUCUAUCUGUCUGCCAGGGGAGAAUCGUGUUCACCCAUGUUAUUGCUGACAUCCAGAGCACGACUCACGUUGGGCAUCGGGGCACGUUCUGUCCUGACUGUACAUAUACUUUAAAACAAGGUUAGGGAUCAGGAAUAUUUUUGAGGAUAUGUUUAUUCAAUUGUUUGCUCAGUCUUCACGUCAAAAAGUAUCCCCCCAAAUAUAAAUGAUCCCUAACUUUUUGUUCAUUAUACAAAGGGCGAGGAAGGAUAAGGGUUCUUGUUGGCCCAUGGGAUAUGCAUAAUUUAAGAAAAGAGGAAUCUUUCGUUAAUCAUUGUGAAAGUUAUCUGAUUGGUUCAUACAGAUGUUCAUUUAAACAGGGGCGGUCGGGUAGCCUAAUGGUUAAAGCGUUGGUUCGUCACUCUGAAAACCUGGGUUCGAUUCCCGAUAUGGGUACAAUGUGUGAAGCCCAUUUCUGGUGU
Messenger RNA from Haliotis rufescens (red abalone), 4433 nucleotides. RefSeq names its product ubiquitin carboxyl-terminal hydrolase 40-like. The transcript is spliced from 31 exons. Gene Ontology annotation, molecular function: cysteine-type endopeptidase activity; cysteine-type deubiquitinase activity. NCBI's taxonomy places the organism in Eukaryota, Metazoa, Mollusca, Gastropoda, Lepetellida, Haliotidae. The coding region runs from base 134 to 3946 and encodes 1270 amino acids. Gene Ontology annotation, biological process: protein deubiquitination. The record is from RefSeq and is a predicted model, not a curated record. Gene Ontology annotation, cellular component: cytosol; nucleus.